Messenger RNA from Acanthosepion pharaonis, 1713 nucleotides. The record is from the annotation of a GenBank genome assembly. Lineage: Eukaryota; Metazoa; Mollusca; Cephalopoda; Sepiida; Sepiidae.
AUGUUGUCAUUUUUUCAUCCUGCCGUCAUCUUUUCUCCUUUACGUCAAAUUUCGUCAUGUCGCCAUCUUUUCUCCAUGUUGUCAUAUUUUCAUCCUGCCGUCAUCUUUUCUCCAUGUUGUCUUCAUUUCGUCGUGCCGUCAUCUUUUCUCCAUGUUGUCAUCUUUUCAACCUGCCAUCAUCUUUUCUCCAUGUUGUCUUCUUUUCGUCGUGCCGUCAUCUUUUCUCCAUGUUGUCAUCUUUUCGUCAUGUCGUCAUCUUUUAUCCAUGUUGUCAUCUUUUCAUCCCGCCGUCAACUUUUCUCCAUGUUGUCUUCUUUACGUCGCGCCGUCAUCUUUUCUCCAUGUUGUCAUCUUUUCGUCAUGUCGUCAUCUUUUAGUCGUGCCGUCAUCUUUUCUCCAUGCUGUCAUCUUUUCUCCAUGUUGUCAUCUUUUCAUCAUGCCGUCAUCUUUUCAUCCUGCCGUCAUAUUUUCUCCAUGUUGUCUUCUUUUCGUCGUGCCGUCAUCUUUUCUCCAUGUUGUCAUCUUUUCAUCCUGCCGUCAUCUUUUCUCCAUGUUGUCUUCUUUUCGUCGUGCCGUCAUCUUUUCUCCAUGUUGUCAUCUUUUCAUCCUGCCAUCAUCUUUUCUCCAUUUUGUCUUCUUUUCGUCGUGCCGUCAUCUUUUCUCCAUGUUGUCAUCUUUUCGUCAUGUCGUCAUCUUUUAUCCAUGUUGUCAUCUUUUCAUCCCGCCGUCAACUUUUCUCCAUGUUGUCUUCUUUUCGUCGCGCCGUCAUCUUUUCUCCAUGUUGUCAUCUUUUCGUCAUGUCGUCAUCUUUUAGUCGUGCCGUCAUCUUUUCUCCAUCCUGUCAUCUUUUCUCCAUGUUGUCAUCUUUUCAUCAUGCCGUCAUCUUUUCAUCCUGCCGUCAUCUUUUCUCCAUGUUGUCUUCUUUUCGUCGUGCCGUCAUCUUUUCACCAUGUUGUCAUCUUUUCAUCCUGCCAUCAUCUUUUCUCCAUGUUGUCUUCUUUUCGUCGUGCCGUCAUAUUUUCUCCAUGUUGUCAUCUUUUCGUCAUGUCGUCAUCUUUUAGUCGUGCCGUCAUCUUUUCUCCAUGCUGUCAUCUUUUCUCCAUGUUGUCAUCAUUUCGUCAUGUCGUCAUCUUUUCUCCAUGUUGUCAACUUUUCGUCAUGUCGUCAUCUUUUAUCCAUAUUGUCAACUUUUCGUCAUGUCGUCAUCUUUUCUCCAUGUUGUCAUCUUUUCAUCCUGCCGUCAACUUUUCUCCAUGUUGUCUUCUUUUCGUUGCGCCGUCAUCUUUUCUCCAUGUUGUCAUCUUUUCGUCAUGUCGUCAUCUUUUACUCGUGCCGUCAUCUUUUCUCCAUGCUGUCAUCUUUUCUCCAUGUUGUCAUCUUUUCAUCAUGCCGUCAUCUUUUCAUCAUGCUGUCAUCUUUUCUCCAUGUUGUCAUCUUUUAAUCCUGCCGUCAUCUUUUCUCCAUGUUGUCUUCUUUUCGUCGUGCCGUCAUCUUUUCCCCAUGUUGUCAUCUUUUCAUCCUGCCAUCAUCUUUUCUCCAUUUUGUCUUCUUUUCGUCGUGCUGUCAUCUUUUCUCCAUGUUGUCAUCUUUUCAUCCUGCCGUCAACUUUUCUCCAUGUUGUCUUCUUUUCGUCGUGCCGUCAUCUUUUCUCCGUGUUGUCAUCUUUUCGUCAUGUCGUCAUCUUUUAGUCGUGCCGUCAUCUUUUCUCCAUGA